AUGCAGGGAGGUUCUCUAUUUUUCGGUUUAAAACAUGUCCAGAAAAUCCAAUUCUCAGACGCAGCUAGCAUUUCCUCUGCCAGGUCUAGAUUCUUCAAGACCGCAAUUUCAUGCUCCGCUCUACCUGAAACCCUGGAAACCGUCCAAAACACCAUUGCUAAGCAAUUGUCUGUUGAUGUGAGCACAGUGACUCCUGAAAUCAAGUUUGCUGACUUGGGUGCCGACUCCCUUGACACGGUGGAGAUAGUGAUGGCUUUGGAAGAACAAUUUGGCGUGUCAAUUGGCGAAGGCGGAGCGGAGAACAUUACAACUGUUCAAGAUGCUGCAGAUCUCAUUGAGAAAGUGAAGGCAGCAGAAUGA
This is a messenger RNA of Populus nigra (black poplar), 360 nucleotides long. RefSeq lists its product as uncharacterized. The coding region runs from base 1 to 360 and encodes 119 amino acids. NCBI's taxonomy places the organism in Eukaryota, Viridiplantae, Streptophyta, Magnoliopsida, Malpighiales, Salicaceae. Gene Ontology annotation, biological process: fatty acid biosynthetic process. Gene Ontology annotation, molecular function: phosphopantetheine binding; acyl carrier activity. The record is from RefSeq and is a predicted model, not a curated record. The transcript is spliced from 3 exons.